UGCUGCAUUCCCCUCCUACAUCUCCGGAGCGCUAUAGAUGAAAAAAAAAUAAAAAGAAAAAACGUAACAGGCGCAAUUCCACGUUAUGCUUCUCCCAGUUUAACACUCGUACGACUACGAGAUUCGACUAACAUACUCGGCUCGCGGACUGCGGACAUUACUUAAUCGUGAUUCGAGCUGGAAAUACGUAUUCUUCGCGACGUGGACGUGUCGUUCGUCGUUUAUAAAUAUUACGAUAUUGCUACGUAUAGUGUUUAAAAGUUCAGUGACGCGAAAAUGUGAUUUUUAUUUGAAACUGUUUUACCUAUACUCGAUAAAGUGACGUGAUAACGCAAGUUUUUCACUCGACCGAACGUGUCAUGUGAGCCAGUUUGUGUUUGAAAUUUUCCAACUUUCUGAGGUAAUGCUCGGGGUAGUGAUGGUGCUAGGAUUUAUAUCAGCAGCCACAGCAAUACCAUGCGAAGAAGCCAACUUAAGAUGCUCGUUUAGAACUGGUUGCGGAAAUGCCUUAAAAGGAUAUAUGAUAGCUUGUUCGACUAUAUUACACGAAACUCCGCCAGAUCAAUGUCCCGAAGGCUGUCAAAACGCUCUUAUCGCACUUACCUCCACUGACGAAGGCAAAGAUCUCAUGACUUGCGAAUGCGCCAAUAACAUGUGUCGAGAAACCAAACAAAAACUAGAAGUAUGUAAGCCUCAUGUCAUGAAAGCCAUCCAAAACGACACCAUAGUCACUUGCGAAGUAGCCCAAUGGAUCUGCGCUGCCGACGCUACCUGUUCCAAAGCUCUAGAAUAUUACCAUAAGUAUUGCCAAGCUAUGUUUUUCGGUCGUAAGUGCACGUAUAGGUGUAAGAAUUCCAUUAGUAUAUUGAAAAAACAAGAAAAAGCAGCCAAAUUGGAUUCCUGCCUGUGUAAUGGUAAAGAAGAAUACGACUGUCCGCGCAUUCGACAGAAUAUGGCUAAAUUAUGUUUCAAUAAAACCAUCGAGGUACCUAUAACCAUCGAUGUAGAAAGUAACGACGUUAAGCCGAAUAUUAACCAAGAAAAAACCAACGAUAUAUUUUCUAAUGAUAUUGAUAACGGCUCAUCUAGUACUUUUAGUUCGAUUACCAAUACUCUUAUUCCCAUUAUGAUUUUAUUAUGUAAACAUUUCGUUACGUGAACAUGAACACUCGUCAUAUUUUUUAUUUUUAUUUUUGAAAUGUUAUGGUUUCGAUUCGAAAAGUCAGGGUUGAGUGUUGGUUGAAAAAUUCCAAAAGCAUGGGCAUUAAAUGCCUCCAAAUGUUAGACCUUUAUUUCGUCAAAGUCACAAGCUGUAAGCCAUAUAUUGCAUUUGUUUUUUUUAUAAUACGUGUUUUCCAUUUUUGUACAUAAUUAUUUUACCAUUUUUUUUUCUUUUUGUAUAAAAUUUGUAUACUGUUUUAUUUUACCAAAGAUGUUGGUAUUUUGUUAUAACAUCGGACGUUAUUAUUUUUUUCGUUUUGAAAUUUUAGUUUGUUAACGAACCACCGAGUGAAAUACAAAAAAUUUUGCAUUUACGUACAAUCUAAAAGCUACAUAUCAUUUUACACGCUGUUUUAAAUAUUUCUGCUACAUACAGCAUGUCCCGAAAGUCUUGAUAGGACUGUCAAUUUCUUAAUGGGUAAAAAAAGCAAAAAUAUGUCAAGGUCAAGGUGUAUCAAAAAUCUCAAAAUGUGAACAUUUAACUAGAUGAAAAUACGAGACAAGAUUUCAAAAAAAAAAAAAUCCAAGCGUUAAAAAUCAAUUAUUUUUAAUACAUAUAUUUUCAAAAAUCAUAUUGAGAAAUUCAAA
This is a messenger RNA of Planococcus citri (citrus mealybug), 1809 nucleotides long. RefSeq names its product growth arrest-specific protein 1-like. Bases 404 to 1159 code for a protein of 251 amino acids. NCBI's taxonomy places the organism in Eukaryota, Metazoa, Arthropoda, Insecta, Hemiptera, Pseudococcidae. The record is from RefSeq and is a predicted model, not a curated record. The transcript has 3 exons. Gene Ontology annotation, biological process: regulation of cell cycle.